Molecule: messenger RNA, 1260 nt
Organism: Closterium sp. Yama58-4
Lineage: Eukaryota; Viridiplantae; Streptophyta; Zygnematophyceae; Desmidiales; Closteriaceae
Source: the annotation of a GenBank genome assembly
AUGCCUUGUCUGUCACUUGACGUGUGCCACAUCAUGUUAUGUGUUGUAUGGCAGCCGGAAGACAUCCCACAACAGUCGAACGCGGUUGACUGUGGGAUUUAUGUCGGCAUGUAUCUCCACGCCCUGGUUACAUCCGGCUUUUCUCACCUCAAAGAGUGGAUGACGUUCUUCGGCGCGAAGUCCCACGCCUACCGGCGCCAGCUCCGCGAGGAGGUGUCCCUACACGCCACAGGUGACCUUAUUGUCAAGCUGCUUGGGGAGGGUGUGGAUGUUCCCGUGCAGCCUCUUCCCCAGGUGGGAGAACACGGCGCCCUCGUCUUUCCCAAGGAGGACGAAGUCCCCACCGAGCUGGCGAGGCAGUCAGGCAUGAUAGCCCGUAUGGAGAUAGGGGGUUACGUUGUGUGUGCGGCUGUCAUGGGCCUGGCACGUUCGCUAGGCAUCUCGGAGGAACAACUGCUGAGUGGAGCGGCACACGAGCUUCAGGCACACGGGACGCCUCUGCUGGCUCUGUCCACGUCCAAGAACCACGUGGAGCACGCAGCAUCUAUGCGGACGCUCGGCAUGACCAUCCACCCGGCUCCAUGUCCGCUUCCGCUGCCAUCGUUCCCCUCUGCGCAUUUCGAGGGGGCGUCCCCCAUUAACAGUGAGCCCACACCGAUAGAUGUCAAGUCCAAGAAGGAGGAGCAGGAUCACCCAGCCGCUCCCGUGACUCCGGCAGCACCGCUGACGGUCUCGCGCUCUGCAAGGUAUCGCCUCCGUCUGGGGAUUAGGACUGCAGGACGGGCCGUGCGUCAGACCAGCAUGCUUGCCUCGUACGGUGGCCGGCCUGCAUCCAGUCGCUGGACAGGUGUGAGUUGGUGCCCACGCGGCCAAAAGUCUAGGGUUAAGAUAGUGUGCGGCCCAGGCACUGGUCAGCAGAUAAGGCUGGGUGCGUAUACCGUGGAGCUCAAUGCGGCGUAUGCGUAUGCCGCGGCGGCAUACGUGAUCGGGCGUAAUGACCACAUCCAGCACGUGAUGGAGCUGUCGGACGCGGAGAAGGCAUCUCUGAUGGGGUGUGUUCGCGACGACGUGCGUCAUCUGGUCAAGGCACGGAUGUGGUGGAGGUGGCGUCAGUGGAGGACAGCGCUGGCAGAGCUGGGCAUUGCUCCUAGAACUCCCUUCCCACUCGAGAACAAUGGCACUCGGUCACCGGACAACAUCGGUAGCGAUGAAGACGUGCAGGGAAGGAUGGGUCCUGAUGUGGAGGCGGCGUGCGAGUAG